AUAAGGAGAUUAUGGAUCCAAAAGCCCCAUCUAUUACAGUAUUAGUCAACAAAGACCCAACUGCUCAUGCUGAAGUGACCACGAUUAGAAAUGCAUGCAAGAAGCUUGGCACUUUCGAUUUAUCUGGCUGCACUAUCUAUACCUCGUGUUAUCCAUGCCCAAUGUGUAUGGGCGCAUGUUUAUGGGCCCGACUAGAAGCUAUCUAUUAUGGGGCUUCUGCAGAACAGGUAAUCGCUAGUUUGAAAAGAGAUCAAAAAAUAUGGGGACCCAAAAGCAGAGCUGCUGCAAUUGGUUUUGACGACAAAGCAUUCCAUGACUUCCUCAAAAACCCUAAGAGCGAUGAGCAUAGAAAGUUGGAACAUCUACCUGCAAAGGAUUACCUUCGACCGUUUGAGAUGUGGUCAAAGAUGUCCACCAAAACCUCUUAUUGAGU
This is a messenger RNA of Strongylus vulgaris, 433 nucleotides long. Lineage: Eukaryota; Metazoa; Nematoda; Chromadorea; Rhabditida; Strongylidae. The record is from the annotation of a GenBank genome assembly.